Molecule: messenger RNA, 7868 nt
Organism: Aplysia californica (California sea hare)
Lineage: Eukaryota; Metazoa; Mollusca; Gastropoda; Aplysiida; Aplysiidae
Product: protein naked cuticle homolog 2
Exons: 7
Coding region: 229-1932 (567 amino acids)
Biological process (GO): negative regulation of Wnt signaling pathway
Cellular component (GO): cytoplasm
Molecular function (GO): calcium ion binding
Source: RefSeq, a predicted model, not a curated record
GCGCUCGUGUUCGGCUAACUGCUCGGUGGGGAUAAACAGUUUAAUCCCGUUUCCCCUUCCGUAUUGUGCCCGUUCGUUACCCCGCUCGCUGGGCCGUUUCUUCUCGCAUUCGUCCCGUGUGUGUGUGUGUCUGUGUGUGUGCGGCGGGACUUGUUUACUAUGGGUGGCACUGGCAGUCAGUCGUCCCUGCUGAUGUCUCGGCGCAAGAUGGACUAAAACUUUUCUAGUAUGGGAAAAUUUCAAAGCAAACACGAGUGUUUCUUUAUCAAUCCAGCUUUAAACCAGGCUUUGAAAGAUGAGAUCUGGAAGACAAAGUCAGGAUUGAAUUUGGCCAAUUAUAAUAUGGAUGAUUCUCUUUCGGAAUUAUCACUGUGCUUCGAAGAAAAAGCUGACUCAUCGCCCUUGAGAGUGGAGCUGCCCCCACCCAAGCUGGACACAGAUACGUCCAAGGUACUGAGACUUGACCACAUGCGACUGGGCAAGAAGGAGGGGAAAGAGAACAGCACGCGCAACAACUUGAACAUCGAGGAGUUUGAAUGUGGCGUUCAGUUAGAGGGAUCUGAGAGCUCGAAACAAGAGUGGUUUUUUACUUUGUACAACUUUGAUGGUCAUGGAAGAAUCACCAAAGAGGAUCUUUCUAGUCUUCUGAAGGCCUUGUAUGAUGCCGUUGGCUCUUCCAUCAAACUCCCACCUCACGGAGCGCGCACCCUCAAAUUGCGUCUGUCUGUGGGCCAGGAACAGGCAGCCCAGAUGAAGAACACAGCCAACCUCAAGACGAACCCCGACAACCCCCAGGGGAAGACGGGGCUCGGGAAAGGAACCAAAGAAUUCUCUAAGAUGAACAACCUCACCCGCACUCACAUCAAGUGCAUCAAUGAACACAAAGCUCAGUUGAAGUCUGUGGGAAUGAACCCAGACCCUCCCGGAGUGGUUGCUGCUGAAGAGAGAGUGUCAGGUGGUGUAGGGGUACGCCCACCCCACCAGCCCUCGGCACCAGAACAGCUAUGUGCAUUAGAGGCACAAGAACAAGUGGAAAAAGCUCUCAGUAAACACUUGAGACGGCAACACAAUGAGGCUCGUAAAGACAACAGCAAACAGCACAAGCGACGCCAUCGGCACAGCACGGCUGUCCACUGCCCGGUGGCCCCCGCAUGUCUCGUCUCUGCUAAGUUGGACCGUGUUGGGAUCCCAACGUUUAAGGACAAAGUGAACCAGAGUUCAGGGCUUGGAGAACCGCAGGCUAAAGAGAGUCAGGAUCGACGUAACUAUUAUCUCGAUCUCGCCGGUGUGGAGAACACAUGCUCCAGGUUUCAGAACAAUCUCUCAUCUUCACCUCUCUCAAAAUCUGGGGCUGUGACAGCAGCCCUGGCGGGGGUUGGAGGAGGUCACCACAGGUCUCGAUCGUACGAUGUUGCUAAAUGUGGCAACUGCAGUUACGGAGAUUCGAAGCAGGAAGCCUCGGGGCGGGAUGGUCAGGCGUGUCGCUGUGAUAGUGCCCACAAGGAUGGGGACAAACUCCGCACCAAGUCCAACAAGCUGAAGUUCGAACACCACCAACACUUACGCUCAAAGUCGUUUGACUCCCAUGCUGCCACGCACAGAAAAGCGAUGGCAAUGUCAAAAGGACUGCCACACCAGCCUCACUCUGGUGGAGGAGCGACACAUGCUAACCGCCAUCCCGACCUUCAGAUGCCGCCAGGUGUGCUAGGGGCUGGGCCUCCACCAAUGACUCUGUCCCCACACCACCACAGAAGGCACCGCCACAGAGAAAAGGACCAAGAGAUGGCCAUGCAGCAGGUGGCACAGUGGAUAGAGCGUGAGCACUCAUGGGACUUGUCGGGAGGGGAUGGCAGCGCGGUUCAGCGCCAUGAGCAUCACCACAUUCACGAGCACCACCACCAUCACCACUACCAUCACUACUAUGAGACGUAGUACUGUCAUGACCAUCGUUGUUAGAUGUAUCAAUCUCAUGGCAUGGCAGUCACCUCUAUUGCUGACAUUUUUCAAUGCUGUGGUCUUGCCACAGUACCAUGGUACUGCUCAUCACUUCCCCUUCAGUAAUGUACAGCAACGUUGGAACCUAAUCAGUUAAAAACAGAUUUGUACUUUAAAAUGGCCCCUUGCACAAGCUGAAAAUGCAUUUCGUACAUUACUUGAGAGCAAAGAGUUUUACUCCAGUCCUAGAUCCGUAACUGUGCUCCACAGAAGGUUACAAAGGUUACAACAGUGUACGUUCGACUGCAGUGACUUUUCGACAUAUGUUAACGAAUUCACACAACCUAUCGGUGCCAGUGCUAGAUGUAGCUGUAACGUAACAGUCCAUGUCACAUUCGUUUACUAUGAGCAAAUGUCAUCGCAAGGGCUUCCAUGCUGGAUGAAAAGUUAGACAUACUUUUAAGACAUGCUUCUGUAGGAUUAGGAAAUGUGGCCUUAAUUUCUACAGCUUCCAGAACGUGGGAAACUUUUUUCGUUUUCUCUGCCGUCGCAAAAAUAGUUUUGCCACCACAGUCAAUUGUGUACUUGUCGAUUUACGGAUGAGUUGAUGACUUUGGGGGAGUAAAGGAAAGAUCAACUCAUCUGAACUGAUAACCAUUCAAGUCUGUUAAGAAAAAGAGGUGCUGGGACCUGAGAAAAGAUCAACUCAACUGAAGAUUAACUCAAGAGAGUUAAUCACAAGCAGAGUCGACUGUAUAACUGAUUCUUGUUUUAGUUACUGGCUGUUAUGUUGCUAUAUGCUACUUCAGAACACAAACUGACAGAAGGGCUGUUUUUCAUAUGAACUGUUUAACUUAUAUAUCGCUUUAAUAUUAUGUGCAUUUUAUUGCUUCCAGGAAGUAGUGAAUUCAGGAUUUUCUAACAUUUGAAAGUGAGCCUGCAUUGACUCAAGUAGACCUUUUCGCCAUGAUAUUAAAAAAAAUAAGAUAUGCUGCGAUAAGGGCAUCAGAAGACCUAUGACUUACUAACUCCCUUAAAGAGGAGAAUGAUAUAUUUGUGAAAGGUCAACUGUUGUGUCAUAUGGUGCGAUGAUUAUUUCCUAUUGCUGUGUAAAUAAUCUGAUGCCUCAAACUAAGCGGUUCGCGUGAAGUGCUCUUCGUAUUCUGCUAUGAGAAGAAAACUUUUCUGUGACGGCUACAGAGCAAGGCUAAACCUGGAAAGACUUAUGUACUGUACAAUAUAUUUAUUGGGACUUAAAUCACCUGACAGGAUAUGUUUGUGUAUAGAGUUGUGAAGAGAGGUGUGGGUACUGUGGAGAUUGUGAAAACUUCCCCGCAAGGCAGUUAGCUUUAAUCAGCAUUCAUCUACCUCAUUUCUAGGUUUGUUUAUAAGUACUGAAUUUUUUUUAUCACCCACGUCACUCCCUUUUUUUAUCAGGGAGUAAAAAUUCCCUGGCUGAAAGCUGUUCAAUUUCUCUGUAGCAUUUCAACAUUUAGGUCCCCCAGUCUGGUUUUGUUUUUUCUUUUUCUUUUUGUUUCCAGAUUCUAGAGUAAAGUUGUUGGUUUUUUCCCCUUCUCUGACACAUUUCCUGUGUUCAUUGUAAUUAUCUCACUUUUUCAUCCUGUCAUCUUGUCUCAUGGUCCUUUUUGUGUCAGUUGCUUAGAUAUCCUUAAGUUUAUAAAAUUCAAGGGUUGCCUUUUUUUUAAACUGUAAUUUUCAAUCCUUACAAAUGACGAUUAUUUUUUUAUAUUUCCUGAAUCUUGUUGGGGAUAUUUUUAUUCUAAUACAGGCUAAGAAUAUAUCUUUUUUUUAAAAAUUCAAUUAAGACUGUAGGCUAUUAGAGAACUUCUUAUUUUAACUUAGUACAUAUUUUGUCUUAAAAUUAAGCAUAAGGCUUCAGUGACUUCUUUUAAGUGAGUUGAGACACUUCAAUGUUAUUUCAUAUUGCAUUUGUGCCAAAUAACCUCUGUAUGUUUUCUGUAAAGAUCUAAACAAAUAUUCCUAGCAUGCAUAGUUUCUGUGUACAUCUUCAGAUUCACAGAGGGGCUGUGUUAUUUUAUGUGUUCUGGAGUUACUGGGAGCUAUGCAUGUUUGGACAAACUUCUGCUGUAUUAUAACAUGUACAAAGUAUGCAAAUAUAUGUAUGAUAUGUGAAUAAUAUUCUGUAAUACAGUGAGGUCUGCUUAAACCAAGAUAAUCCCUGAUUUUUUUUCUUCUUUGUCCUUGUAAGAAAACUAUCAAUCAGUCAAAAUGUUCCUGUUCUUAAACUGAAAAGACUUUCGAGAGUUAUAUCAUCUAAAUUUUCACUAACAACAACAACCCUCAAGUAACUCUUGUCAAGUCUUACGCGCUUCAGGAUGGUGAGAACAGAAGUGUGUCAAUUGUGGACCAAAGAGAGACGUCACCAGUGUAGCCUACUAUUUGCCUUCAUUUAUAACACACAUCAAUAGACCUACACAUUGUGUCUAGGCUUAGUGAUCCAAGGGUAGUAAAUGUAUAUCUGUCUCAUGAUCUUUAGUUGGUCAUGGCCUAUUGUCUCUGCAAAGCUAGUUCUCGCAGGCUCUAAGUAUGAGCGCUUGACGGGUACGUGGUGUGUUUCAUGAUGUCACUGCAUGGUAUUAGGUGUUAUCACUUCUCUAGACCAGGGCAGAGUACAAAACAGUGUACAGUACCGUGUGCUGAUCUACUUUUUCAUCUGUUUUGUGAGACUGUUUGGCAGUUUGAGCAAGCUGACAUUGUCAAAGAAAAAGCAUAUGUGUACGACUGCAGCUCAUAUUGCAGUUACUGAAAGCAGUUGAAGAGGAAAGAACUUUCAAAAAGUGAAACUUGCCGUUGAAGAGGAAAGAACUUUCAAAAAGUGAAACUUGCCGCAAGCAUGGUAUUCCCAACUCUACUCUGUCAGCAGGCAUGGCUAUUCAAGCAAUCUCUCUGAACAAAAAUACUGCUAAACUAAAGAAAAUCUGGCGUUCCCAUAGAUUUCGGUUUAAGCAGACUCUGCUGUAUUUUAAAAUGCUGGAGUUCAAGUACAGAAAAUCCAAAUGUACUGUCAAAUAUAUACAUACUGGUUCAGUGCUUUUUAACUAACCAAGUCAAUGAUCUGUUCUGCAAAGCAAUGAAAACUACAUUAUCCCUUUGACUUCCGGACUUUCUUGAUUGUCUAAUGUUGACAGAGCUACUAUAAUUUGUAUAACCAGUACUGGAGUCCAGUUUAUUGAAAAGCAUUGCAUUUGUUACUGCUUUCUGUCAGAUAUUUCAAUGUUAAUUUUUGUUGCAAAAUUAUGACUAAUAAAGUCUUGUAUGUCUUAAUGUAAUGCGUUAUUCUCCUAAAGAUUUUGAAAAUUUGAAGUGUGAAAAUUUGGCGUUUUUAUUUGAAUGGCAAUUUUUCAGUUUUUUAGUGGUGUUGCAAAUGGCUAACAGCUAUUAAAAUGAUAUCCGUAUUAUUUUCUUCUCAGUAUUAUGUAGGACUUUAUUAAAGGAUAACUAUUACUGUGUGCUUUUAAAAAAACCCAUGGGACUGCCAAGUGUAUAGACUUGUUUUUUUACAGUCAGAAGGAUCUUAUGUGUCAUGAUGUGCUGAAAUCAGGCAUACGUCGAAUUUUGGGAUGAUGGAGUUAUUGGUAUCACUUUCAAGCUUGUUUAUUUGCCUUGCUUUUGAUGAACGGAAUACCCGUUUGUCUUGAAUAGAAGUUGAGAUAUUUGUGAUUGAAGAGGUGGGGUGUGCCUGGUGUCAGAGGUAAAAUUAGCGAGAAAAUAGCCUACAAAGUUUGGAAAAAGCUUUAGUGACUUUGGCAAUUGCAAAUUUAUAAUUUUGUGCCCUUAGUCAACAUUUUUUAAAAGUGAAAUUCACACAGAAAUGUGUUUUUAAAUGGACAUAAACGGUGUUUUAAGCCAAAAUGAAAUAAAUAGAAAUUUCCCAGUAGGAGGCAAAAUGUCGGUCUCUUCAAUUUCAUUACUUUGAUGAGCGCCAGAUUUCACCACAACCAUGAUGCCACACAUAUUUAAGUUCACAUUUCUUUUUGAGACAUUCUAAUAUGAUGCUGUUUCCUUCCACCAUAUAUUUCAAAUUUGCUUGCUGUUUCCUAUUUGUAUUUUUUAAAACACAACAGGGCAAGGGAUUUUUUUUUUUUUAAUCUACUCUGAAUUCUUACCAAUUUUAAGAGCAAUUCAGUCUUCCAGUAGGUCCAUUUAUAGAAAGUAUUAGUAUUAUGCGUGUUUUGAAAGGCCAAUGUGACUGUCAGGUUCUUCAUUCAGCCUUUUUGACAAGAUAUGUAGGCCUACUCCAUAUAUGGUAGCUUUAAAUUCAUUUUACUGUCAAAGAAAGUAUUCCUGUAAAGUAAGCUUUUUAUAUAACCACCAAGAGCCAGGUUUCAUCAUUUUUCAUUUAUUCAUCAUGGUUUUUGUUUAGGAGUCUGGCAAGUCCUGAUUUGACAAUUUUGGAUUAUGAAUAAUUCUCAAUCCUCAUGAUUCUGUUUCUCCAAAUCCUCGUACUGAUACUCCAAAUUAUCCAUUGACGAACUGUUCUCAUCAUAUAUAGGCCUAUCAUGCUUGACAUUAGGUUUCAAAAGCUCUCUCAGAGAUUUUUCGUGAUUUUUCUUUUUGCUCAUUUCUGUACUCGCGGACCAGUAGCCAAUGUGUAUUGGUCUCUUGCACUUUAACCAUUUUGUUCUUGUUCAAGAAACCAGCUGGUAUACAUCACAACAUUUAUAAGUUAGGCCUAUAGUUUAGUCCUGUCUAUGUCUUAAUGCAGAACUCAACAGGCAUUCUUAUAAAAAUUACUUAAGUAGAUGCCUAGCCUAGAUUUGUCCCACAACAGGCUUUUUAAAUAGUAAAAAGGAUGUUGAAUGUUUGAAGAAAAAAGGGAAGAUAGAUGUAAGUAAUAAGUGUAAAUGAGAAGAACUCAUUCAGUAGAUUAAAAAUUAAAUUAAAGAAGUUCAGAAGAAUGCAAACAAUGUUGGGAGUUCAUCUGUUUUCUGACUUAAUAAGGCCAACAGUUAAACUCCUGAACAAUCCAAUCCGUAUGUCGUAUUUUACUAUAGUAUCCAAACGACAUGGGGAACUCUACUCUGUGCCACCACUUUCCAAAGAGAAAAUAUAUACUCGAUCCAAACGCUUUGCGUUGCAGUCUGUCAAAAUUAUUUUUUGAGAAAUGCUGAAAGUUUCAAAGAGAUCUUUGCACCAGAAGUAUUCUAAAAUGUGAAGAAUACAACGCCGGGGGUACAAAAUGAUUGGGUUACGGUACAGGUUUGUAAUAUUUUUGAAUGACAGUCACAUGUGUCUCAUGCUAGUUUGUUAGUGGUCUGCUCUCACAUCCUAACACCCUUGUAAGGAUUGAUUACUUAUCUUGCGUAUGCAUCAAGGGCCAUCCUUUUUCAGUGAUCCUCUAUGUUGUAUUAAUAAAUUGUUUCUAAAGUAUGUGGUAAUGAUUAUUUUCUUUUUACUGAGAUCCUUUUCAUGCUUCUUCUGUCUCUCUCUUGCAUAUUAUAGGUACUGUGCAGUCUAGAAUUCCUUUGACCAGGCCAGUUUUUCAUCACCAUAGUCAGGGGUAUGUUAGUGUCAGUUCUUACUUUUUAUUAGGUCAUAAGAUUCGUACUAUUCCUUUUUUACUUUUUCUGCUAAAACUUUACUAAUGCUUCAGAUUAGCUUUGCGACUUUUAUCCAAGAGUUUUCACUUGAAAUUGUAACGCCAUUGUUUGGAUUAAGAAAGAAAUUAUUUUGUCAUGUCUGUCAAAUGUCCACCCAUGGUGUAAAAGAUAUUUGGCUUCAGAGAUUUAUUUUGUUGAUUAGAUGUGGUAUAAAAAGGUAACAGUUAUUUUGUUACUCUUACUCAUCAACACCCACAUUUCUUUAUAUAUAGCCUAUAUAUGGCUAAUAAAGUCUUGUCUUUUGCAAUUUAUAUUUUUACGGAAUUUAUUAAAAAGAUCAUAAAUAACCUA